Messenger RNA from Labrus mixtus (cuckoo wrasse), 4220 nucleotides. RefSeq names its product ATPase phospholipid transporting 10B (gene atp10b). Gene Ontology annotation, cellular component: plasma membrane. The transcript has 22 exons. Lineage: Eukaryota; Metazoa; Chordata; Actinopteri; Labriformes; Labridae. The coding region runs from base 138 to 3998 and encodes 1286 amino acids. Gene Ontology annotation, biological process: phospholipid translocation. The record is from RefSeq and is a predicted model, not a curated record. Gene Ontology annotation, molecular function: ATP binding; ATPase-coupled intramembrane lipid carrier activity; magnesium ion binding.
GACACACUCACACAUUCACUCACAUACCCUGUGACAUUCAAGAAGGCAACUGUAUUUUUUUAACUCACUGAAGCUGCAAGAUUUUAAAGAUGAUGGGUGAGAAAAUCUAGUGAGAAGAAGAAGAAGAAGAAGUAGCCAUGACGUGGACGAGCCCUCUGGAACUGGUGAGGGACGCUCUGAGAGGUCAGAGGGCAAGGGACAAGGACCUCCGCAACCUGGUGUCCAAUCUGCCUUACGAGGGCCUGGAGAAGGGGAAGCAACCUAACCGCUACUUUCCCGGAAAUGCCAUCAAAACCACCAAAUACUCCCUCCUCCUCUUCAUCCCUAUGAACCUCUUUGAGCAGUUUCACCGCCUGGCAAACAUCUACUUUGUUGGUCUUGCUAUUCUGAACUUUAUACCUGUAGUGAAUGCCUUCCAGCCCGAGGUGGCUCUCAUUCCCAUCUGUGUCAUCAUGUCUCUGACGGCACUGAAGGACGCCUGGGAGGACUUCAGGAGGUACCAGUCAGACAGGAAGCUCAACAACAUGCCGUGCUUUAUCUACAGCAGGAGAGAAAAACAGUACAUGGGGAGGCAUUGGAAAGAUGUACAAGUGGGAGAUUUUGUGAAGGUGUUCUGCAAUGAGAUCAUCCCUGCAGACCUCCUGCUCCUGCACACAUCAGACACCAGCAGUGUGUGUCUCGUUGAGAUGUCAAACCUGGACGGAGAGACCAACCUGAAGCAGAGGAGGGCCAUGUCUGGCCUCUGUAACACGGAUCCGGAAUUUGAACCUGAAAGCUUCAACAGCAUUGUUGUGUGUGAAAAGCCGAACAAUAAUCUAAACCAUUUCAAGUGUUUUGUAGAGAAACCUGAUAAGGAGAAGGUGGGUGCUGGGAUCGAGAGUCUGCUGCUGCGAGGCUGCACAGUGAGGAACACGGACCACGCUGUUGGCUUUGUGGUGUUUGCAGGCCAUGAAACCAAGUCCAUGCUCAACAACAAUGGGCCGAGAUACAAGCGCAGCAAACUAGAGCGGAAGCUGAACAUAGACGUCAUCUUCUGCGUCAUUCUCCUCUUCGCCAUGUGUCUCGUCGGAGCAGUUGGUCACUACUCAUGGCUGCAGGCGUUGCCUGGUGUGCCCCCUUACCUGGUCCCUGACAGCAGCGGUCACCUGGACAGUCCAAGUCUGUCUGGUUUCUACAUGUUCUUCACCAUGAUCAUCCUGCUGCAGGUCUUGAUUCCCAUCUCUCUUUACUUGUCCAUUGAGUUGGUGAAGAUCGGUCAGAUCUUCUUCAUCACUAAUGACGUGGAUAUGUACGACCCAGACACAAACAGCCGGGUGCAGUGUAAGUCCCUGAACAUCACAGAGGACCUGGGACAGAUUGAAUACGUCUUCUCAGACAAGACUGGCACCCUCACUGAGAACAAGAUGGUGUACUGCAGAUGCUCCGUCAUGGGCACGGAGUACCCGCACAAAGAGAACGCCAUCCGCCUAGCUGUCCUUGAAGGUGAAGAAACAGAGGAAGAUGUCAUCUUCAACCAAAAACCUCAACCUGCAAAGACGACAUGGUCCCUGGAUGGGUCCCUGGAGGGAAACAACUUUGUGGACACGCGUCAACGCCACCGUGGCAGACGCAGGCGCAAGCUCUCGAGAAGCGCGUCAACGGAUGUGGCCUUCAGCAGCGAGCUGGAAACUGAGGUGGUUCCAGACAGGAUGCUGCUUCAGCAGCUUAGCAGGGCACAGAGCAGCAGUGGCAGUGGGAUGAUAGAUCCUUACCUGGACUUUUUUCUGGCUCUCACCAUUUGCAACACGGUGGUGGUUUCCAUGGCAACAGCUCAGAGACAGAGGGUGAGUGCUCAGUUUACUGCGGCUGUGUAUGGGAAGAGGAGAUGGAGGGCACUGUCGGGAGAGAAAAGAUGGAUGUAUAUUUUUACCUCCUGUUAUCGCAAACGGAACAGAAAUGGCACCAUCGCAGAGGACUCACCCGCUGCGUCGGCCUCAGAUAAUCUGAGCUAUGAGGCGGAGAGUCCAGAUGAGGCCGCCCUGGUGCAUGCAGCCAAGGCAUAUGGCUUCAUUCUGCUAGCCCGCACCCCUGACAGCGUGACUGUCAGGCUCCCAUCGGGGAAGGAGCUUGUGUUUGAGUUGCUGGCAACCUUGACCUUUGACUCAACCAGGAAGAGAAUGUCUGUCUUGGUGCGACACCCAAUCACCAAAGAGUGUGUGCUGUAUACUAAAGGUGCAGACUACGCCAUCAUGGAGCUACUAGGUACUCCGUAUGCAGAACAUCUCAGUGGAAAUCAGAAGAAUAUAGCAGCAGAUACUCAGCAUCACCUCGACUGCUACGCUAAAGAAGGACUGAGAACACUCUGCUUUACAAAGAAGGUUGUAAGUGAGAAGUUGUAUGAAAGCUGGUCAGUGAACAGACAGAGGGCCCUGGCUGCCAUAGAGAACAGAGAGGAGCUUGUUAUGGACUCUGCUGUGGAGCUGGAGACAAAUCUCUUCCUGCUCGGGGCGACAGGCAUCGAGGACCGUCUGCAGGAGAGCGUCCCAGACACCAUCGUAGCGCUGCGGGAGGCAGGGAUCCAGGUGUGGGUGCUGACCGGUGACAAGACGGAGACAGCUGUCAACAUCGGCUAUGCCUGCAGGCUACUGGAAGAGGAGGACCUGGUGAUUAACAUGAACUGCAAAAACAAGCUGUCGUGCACCUCCCUCUUGGACUGCACACUGGAGGAGGUGAGGAGGUACAGCGCAGACCCUCGUAACGUGGACACGACCCCGGACAUCUCUCUGGUGAUCGAUGGACGGACCCUGACCAUGGCCCUGGAGUCAGACCUGCGGGACCGCUUCUUGGCGCUGGCAAAGUGCUGUCGCUCUGUGCUGUGCUGCAGAGUGACGCCUUUACAGAAGAGCAGAGUGGUGAAGGUGGUCAGGGAGAAACUCAAGGUCAUGACCCUCGCUGUUGGUGACGGUGCAAAUGAUGUCAAUAUGAUCCAAGCAGCCGAUGUUGGUGUUGGGAUAUCCGGACAGGAGGGCAUGCAGGCGGUCAUGGCAAGUGAUUUUUCUAUAUCUCACUUCAAACACUUGAGAAAACUUCUCCUGGUUCAUGGACACUGGUGCUACACUCGGCUGGCCAACAUGAUCAUUUACUUCUUCUAUAAGAAUGUGGCCUACGUGAACCUGCUGUUCUGGUAUCAGUUCUUCUGCGGCUUCUCGGGGACUGCCAUGAUUGACUACUGGCUGAUGAUUUUCUUUAAUCUCUUCUUCACCUCUUUGCCGCCCAUCAUGUUUGGGAUUAUGGACAAAGACGUCUCUGCUGAGAUGCUGCUGGGUGUCCCUGAGCUGUACAGGACCGGACAGGGCGCAGGGGAAUACAAGUUCUCAACCUUCUGGGUUUCCAUGCUGGACGCUUUCUAUCAGAGUCUCGUGUGCUUUUUCAUUCCAUACUUGGCUUACAAGGAUUCCGACAUUGAUGUUUUUACCUUUGGAACUCCUUUGAACACAAUUUCUUUGUUUACCAUCCUGCUGCAUCUGUCCAUAGAGAUUAAAGCCUGGACGUGGGUUCACUGGGUAGUCAUGUUGGGCAGCGUGGCAAUGUACUUUAUAGUCACACUCGCCUACAGCGGAAUCUGCAUCACCUGUAACCCUCCAUCCAACCCGUACUGGAUCCUUCAGAGCCAGAUGGCCGACCCCAUGUUCUACCUUCUCUGUAUCAUCACGACUGUGGUGGCUCUGCUGCCCAGGUACAUGUUUCACGUGCUGAGGAACUCUAUCGCCCCCUCCCCGCUCCUGCAAGCCAGGCAGCUGGACCGAAUGGACCCCUGCGCGAGGGAGCAGUGGAUCAAGGAGUGGAGGAGCUUCAGGGGCAGCAGGGGGGUCAAAUGCUCCAAGUUUUCUACCCCAUCCUCUCCCAACCUGGAGACCCCUGUGGGCAUUCAUCCCCAAUCUCCCACUGUCUCUGACACGGGGGAUGAAUUCACACUGAAUGUCCUCACUGACAACUGUGAAAGGACUCUACACACGUGAGGACUCAUUCAAAAAAUGUCAUGUAAUAUGGUGAUUAUUUAUUCAUAAAAUGUGUAAAUAUGCUGAAGCUGAGUUGGUUCAUACACACUAGAUACCUGUUUGGAGUUUCAUUUUUAGGUUGGGAUUUUACAUAAAUUAAGGAGAAACACUGUCCCCCGUGACAAACUAUCAUCAUCAUUGGGUUGAUGAGUUCAUUUUGUAAUAAAGAACUUGACAAAAGCA